Blastocystis hominis is the source of this 549-nucleotide messenger RNA. RefSeq lists its product as hypothetical. The coding region runs from base 1 to 549 and encodes 182 amino acids. NCBI's taxonomy places the organism in Eukaryota, Bigyra, Opalinata, Blastocystidae. The transcript is spliced from 5 exons. The record is from RefSeq and is a predicted model, not a curated record. Gene Ontology annotation, molecular function: GTPase activity; GTP binding.
AUGGGGGAUAGUAGGCACAGAGAAUGCAUUAUCAAAGCUAGUGACUACAUGUUCAAAAUCGUGCUGGUGGGAGACUCCGGAGUAGGAAAGUCGAGUCUGCUGCUGCGUUUCGCUGAUGGAGCCUUUACAGAGAGUUUUAUCAGUACAAUCGGCGUUGAUUUUCGUUUUCGAACAGUUGAAGUUUUGGACAAGUCUGUCAAACUCCAAAUUUGGGACACAGCCGGUCAGGAACGAUUUCGAACGAUUACGAGUGCCUACUACAAAGGGGCAGACGGAAUCAUGAUCGUUUACGAUGUCACCGACACUGAAACUUUUAAAGAUAUGGAAGAUUGGCACAAGGAAAUCCAAAAGUUCACAGACCCCGGAAUUCCGAUCUGUAUUAUUGGAAACAAGAGUGAUCUAACCGAAAAAAAGGAAGUGGCUGCAGCCGUUGGGAAGGAAUACGCAAGCUCGCUCAACGCCUCGUUUUGCGAGACAUCCGCCAAGGAUGCGAGCAAUGUGGAAACAGCCUUCCUGCAAAUUGCUGAAGCCAUGGUGAAACGAGCGUAA